UUUCCAAUUCUUUUCCCUCAACCUCCAUCGCCAUCUCCAUCUAACUCACCUUGCCCCAUUCAUUUCAUUCCCUUCCUUCGACUCUUUUCGGAACCCCAACGCCUACCUUUUGUCCUUUUGUUCUUCUUUGAGUUAGGAGGACGAAGAUGGGGAAGAAGAGGAAGUCGGUGGCCACGCGCCUCGACGAGGUGGAUCGGACCAUGUACUCCACCUUCUGCACCACCGCUAACUCCCUCUCCCAUCUCUACACCCACGCCAUGAACCAACAGAAACUCUCUUUCCAAGCCGGUGAACGCCACGCUCUCGAGAAGAUGUAUCAAUGGAUUAUUAGACAACAGCAAGAAGGAACAAGGGUGACCACUGGUGAUAUAGUUGCUCAGUUGCAGAAUGAGCUUGAAUUUGGAGCAGAGGAGUCACCGGUGUCUCCAAGGCAGCCACUCCAUCAACAGAACACUCAGGCUGCAAUGCACGCUAAUUUUGGUGCGUCCGUACCCUCUAAUGCAUUUACAGCUACUCUUGUGGGACAGGGAAUGAGAAGUGCGCAACCUGAUCAACAACCAAAGAACUCUGUGUUCUCAAAUGCACUCUCUAGCCCCAUUCGCCGCAGCCUUCAGCCAUACCAUCUGGCACAGGGGAGCUGCCCUUCAAGUAAUCUCAUGUCAUCCGGGAAUGGAACCCGAAACAGUGAGAUUACUUAUCCUAGCGGCCAGAACCGGGAUACAAAUUCUUCCAACUCCAGUGAUUGCAUGGACAUGCAUGCUGAUGAUAGUCCCAGCCAUGAUUUUCCAUAUUGAUACUGUACUAAUUAGAUCAGGGAACGUAAAAGGGAAUGUUAUUUCUGAAAUCUGUCGUCAUAGUUAUGUGGUGGAAAAUGUCAAAAUUUAUUGUGGAUAGACAUCAAUUUAUUUUUUGUAAUCUUGUUCAGUUUGAAGCUUGAACCAUCAGUGAUCAGUCCACUUAAUAGGUGUAUCAGCAUAUUUCUGGUGAAAUGGUGAACUUUUCCAGACUCCCAUAACAUGCAAUCAUUGUGUCUAAUAUUUGCAUGAGAUUUUGCUUUAAGGUCGUAAAA
Molecule: messenger RNA, 1069 nt
Organism: Arachis stenosperma
Lineage: Eukaryota; Viridiplantae; Streptophyta; Magnoliopsida; Fabales; Fabaceae
Exons: 3
Coding region: 147-794 (215 amino acids)
Source: RefSeq, a predicted model, not a curated record